Messenger RNA from Penicillium argentinense, 1338 nucleotides. Its product is annotated as LLM class flavin-dependent oxidoreductase. The transcript has a single exon. Gene Ontology annotation, molecular function: monooxygenase activity; oxidoreductase activity, acting on paired donors, with incorporation or reduction of molecular oxygen. The record is from RefSeq and is a predicted model, not a curated record. The coding region runs from base 1 to 1338 and encodes 445 amino acids. Lineage: Eukaryota; Fungi; Ascomycota; Eurotiomycetes; Eurotiales; Aspergillaceae.
AUGGCAGACGCUCAACCAAGCCGCCAGCUCCAUCUGACGGCCUUCAUGCGACCAGUAUCAUUGCACACAGGCGCCUGGCGCUAUCCAGGAUCCUACCCAGAUGCCAACUUUAACUUCAAACAUAUCUCUGCUUUCGCCCAAAAGCUCGAAGCAGCGAAGUUCGACGCCUUCUUCAUGGCGGAUCACCUGGCCGUGCUAAACAUGCCUGUCGAGGCCCUCAAGCGCAGCCACACGGUCACCUCUUUUGAACCCUUCACUCUGCUGUCUGCCCUUUCAUCAGUGACAAAGAAGAUCGGUCUCGCAGCAACAGCGAGUACAACGUAUGACGAGCCGUAUCACGUUGCCAGGCGGUUUGCCAGUCUCGACCACUUGAGCGAGGGACGAGCGGCCUGGAAUAUUGUGACAACGGGGAAUCCCGAGUCGAGCCAUAACUUCGGAUUCGACGAGCAUAUGGCUCAUAGCGAUAGGUAUAAGCGAGCGCGGGAAUUUUAUGACGUUGUGACAGGGCUAUGGGAUAGCUUUGCCGACGACGCAUUUACCCGCAAUGUCGAGACGGGGAUAUACUUUGACCCCGAGAAGUUGCACACAUUGAAUCACUCAGGCGACGAUUUCAAAGUGCGAGGGCCCUUGAACAUUGCGCGGCCGCCGCAGGGAUGGCCUGUAAUUGUCCAAGCGGGACAGAGCGAACCGGGCCGGCAAUUGGCGGCCGAGACGGCCGAGGUGGUGUUUUGUAGUCCCAAGGAUUUGGAGUCUGCGAAAGCACUUUAUGCGGAUAUCAAGGGACUAGUGGAGAAGGCUGGUCGUAAGCGAGAUAGCCUGAAGAUUCUCCCGGCAGCCAUGUUCAUUGUUGGGGAGAGCAAGCAGGAUGCGUGGGAGAAGAGGCUCAAACUAGAUAGUCUGGUGCAUUACGACAGCGGCAUCGCAUCCUUAUCCAUCGCAGUGGGAUCGGACAUCAGCGGCCUUGACCCGGAUGGACCCUUGCCGACAGAUUUGCCCGAGACGAACGGAAGCAAGACGAUGAGGGAAAGCGUGGAAAAGGUGGCCAGAGAGGAGGGACUCACGGUUCGUCAGCUUGCCCAGCGACAGGGCGGGUACUCGGGAUUGGCAUUCCUUGGAUCUCCACAGGAGAUUGCAGAUGAGUUGGAAAUCUGGCUGCGCGAAGAGGGUGCAGAUGGGUUCACCUCUGUGUUUCCGUUCUUGCCGCAGGGACUGGACGAGGUGACGAAUCGGCUGAUCCCGGAGCUGCAGCGCAGGGGUCUCUUCCGUAAGGACUACACUGGCUCAACACUGCGUGAGCACCUUUGUCUGGCGAGACCAGGCAAUCAAUUCUUUAACUAG